UGUGUGUGUGUUGUGGUUUGUGUGUAUUUGUGUGUGUGUGUGUGUUGUGGUUUGUGCGUACACUCAUUCUUCUUCUUCGUGUUAAAUGUGGAAUUUUCCUUCUCUCUUUUCUGUCUCGUCUUCACAUUUGGUUUGACUUCGUCAGUUUCACUUUCUGGAGCCUCUUAUUUAAAGGACCUGAAUAUGGACCUCCAGCAGAGACACACAUCUGCAACACCAGAACCACCACCAGAGCCACCAGAACCAACAUCAGGAUCGAGACCAGAACCACCACCAGAAGAACCGCUGCAGAACCUCCACCCACCAACGGCAGAACCAGCAAGAACACCAGGAGACACCUAGAGAACCACCACCAAACACUGACAGAACCUCCAAAACCUGAACCAGAACCUCCUGAACCUCCAGAACCUGAACAUCCAGAACCUCCAGAACCUGAACCUGAACCUCCAGAAUCUGAACCUCCAGAACCAGAACCUCCAGAACCUGGACCUGAACCUCCAGAACCUGAACCUGAACCUCCAGAACCUGAACCUCCAGAACCUCUAGAACCUUCAGAACAUCCCAGGUCUGUCCAUCAUGUCCUCUUCGCUCCUGCUCACUCUGCUGACCCUCUGCGCUCUGACCACACCCCUGGUUGCCAUGCCGGCGCCCACCUGCCGUUUCCAUGGAUACCUGGUCAAGGAGUCACUGAAACUGCUGCGACAACUGGGGGGGCGGGACUUUCCUGGUUCCUGUCUACCAUACAAUCACAACAUCUCAUUCCCUGACUCCGCCUUCCCUCAGGCCUCAGCCAAUCGUCUCCAGUGUCAUCAGGCAUUGAAGGUCAUCUAUGCUUUGCUGGAGGGGGUGGAGCUAAUACUUGCUAACUCCACCUGUCCGAGUACCUGGGACGAGUCCACGUUGGACACCUUCAGGAACCUGCAGGACCAGCUGCUGGACCAGGGACACUGUUUUUCUGAUCGUGGAUCUUCAGAACUUUUCUCUGCGUAUUUUAACAACAUGACAACAGUUCUGGAGCAGGAGGUGGGUUCUGAGUGCGGGUGGGCGGUUCUGAAGAAGGACCUGGUCACAGUCUUAGACUCCGCCCUCCACAAAUACCACAAAUGUUUAAAAUGAAGACACGCCCCCCUGAAGAAGACACACCCACUGAAGACAGACCACGCCCACUCCCAGCUGGAACCAAUGACAUUAUUUAUUCACGUUUUCUUUUCUUCAUAUUUAUUGAUUAUUUAUUGAAUAAUUUAUUGUUUCCUUUGGUACAAACACACUUUUGUAUUUGAAUUUUUUGACACAAUAAAAGUUUCUGAUGCA
Messenger RNA from Sphaeramia orbicularis (orbiculate cardinalfish), 1311 nucleotides. RefSeq names its product interferon alpha-B-like. Gene Ontology annotation, cellular component: extracellular region. Lineage: Eukaryota; Metazoa; Chordata; Actinopteri; Kurtiformes; Apogonidae. The transcript has 6 exons. Gene Ontology annotation, biological process: defense response. The coding region runs from base 577 to 1116 and encodes 179 amino acids. The record is from RefSeq and is a predicted model, not a curated record. Gene Ontology annotation, molecular function: cytokine receptor binding.